Messenger RNA from Rhododendron vialii, 3339 nucleotides. Its product is annotated as DNA gyrase subunit A, chloroplastic/mitochondrial. Lineage: Eukaryota; Viridiplantae; Streptophyta; Magnoliopsida; Ericales; Ericaceae. Gene Ontology annotation, biological process: DNA topological change. Bases 145 to 2997 code for a protein of 950 amino acids. The record is from RefSeq and is a predicted model, not a curated record. The transcript is spliced from 27 exons. Gene Ontology annotation, molecular function: DNA topoisomerase type II (double strand cut, ATP-hydrolyzing) activity; ATP binding; DNA binding. Gene Ontology annotation, cellular component: chromosome; DNA topoisomerase type II (double strand cut, ATP-hydrolyzing) complex; cytoplasm.
GCGCCCAAGAACCCUCCAAUUAGGGUUUUAGCGAAUCCCCCAUUCCAAUCUCACCGUUAUACUAGUAGUAGACAGCACUGCGAUAACUCAGCCCUCUCGCGCAGAUAGAGAGAGAGAGAGAGAGAGAGAGCGCUCUUCAAUGGCAUGAACCCUUCCCAUAACACUCACCUCAACCCCCAACUCGGCACACGCAUGGCGUUCUCCACCGGCCUCCGCUUACUCCGUUACUACCAGCUCUCCCUUCCCUUCGCUCCGACCCGUUUACAAACCCUCAGACCCGGCGCGUCGGACCUCCGUUUCCUCUCGUUCUCUCGGUCCAGGUCGGUUCGCCCGGUGAAGUCCAGGCGCAGAGAAGUGACGGCGCCAGCAGCAGCAGCAGCGGCAGACGGAGGGAACGGGAGCGUCGUAGUGAAGGACGGUAGCGGCGGGAAUGACGGAGGGAGGGUGGUCCCCACGGAGCUUCACAAGGAGGCUACCGAAGCUUACAUGGCGUACGCAAUGUCGGUGUUGCUUGGCCGAGCUUUGCCGGACGUUCGCGACGGGUUGAAGCCUGUUCACAGGCGGAUAUUGUUUGCAAUGCAUGAAUUGGGCCUGUCAUCACGAAAACCCUACAAGAAGUGUGCAAGAGUUGUUGGAGAGGUUCUUGGUAAGUUUCAUCCUCACGGGGACACUGCUGUAUAUGAUUCCCUGGUUCGGAUGGCGCAGGAUUUCUCUUUACGCAGCCCACUCAUUCGAGGGCAUGGAAAUUUUGGUUCGAUUGAUGCAGAUCCUCCUGCUGCUAUGCGUUACACAGAGUGCAGACUGGAAGCACUUACUGAAGCAAUGCUGUUGGCUGAUUUGGACCAAGAUACAGUAGAUUUUGUCCCAAAUUUUGACAAUUCUCAAAAGGAACCAUCGCUCUUACCCGCUCGAAUCCCAAAUUUGUUGUUGAAUGGUUCGUCUGGCAUUGCGGUUGGAAUGGCGACCAACAUUCCUCCUCAUAAUCUUGGGGAAUUGGUGGAUGCACUCUCUGUCUUGAUUCAUAACCCAGAAGCCACGCUGCAAGAAUUGCUGGAAUACAUGCCAGGACCUGAUUUUCCAACUGGUGGUCUAAUAAUGGGUACCGCUGGCAUCUUAGAAGCUUAUCGAACUGGGCGAGGACGGGUUGUUGUCAGAGGAAAGACUGAUAUUGAAUUGCUUGAUUCUAAAACGAAGCGAUCUGCUAUUAUUAUAAAAGAAAUUCCAUACCAGACUAACAAAGCCUCCCUCGUUGAGAAAAUUGCGGAGCUUGUGGAAAAUAAGAGUUUAGAAGGCAUUAGUGACAUUCGUGAUGAGAGUGAUAGAUCCGGAAUGCGUAUUGUCAUUGAGCUUAAGCGAGGAUCUGAUCCAUCCAUAGUCCUUAAUAAUCUGUAUCGUCUUACUGCUCUUCAAUCUGGCUUUAGCUGCAACAUGGUGGGCAUACUUAAUGGAAAACCUCAUCUGAUGGGCUUGAAAGAAUUGCUCCAGGCAUUCUUGGAUUUCAGAUGCGGUGUGGUGGAAAGACGUGCAAAGUUUAAGCUUUCACAAGCUCUGGAUAGGAGUCAUAUUAUUGAGGGUAUCAUAGUGGGGCUGGAUAAUUUGGAUGGAGUAAUUGAUGUGAUCAGGAAAGCUUCAAGCAACGCAUCGGCAUCAGCUUCUUUGAGGAAAGAGUUCAACUUGUCUGAAAAACAAGCUGAAGCUAUAUUAGACAUAAACCUCAGAAGGCUUACACUGCUCGAGAGAAAUAAGUUUGUUGCUGAAAGUAAAUCUUUAAUGGAACAAAUAUCCAAGUUACAGGAUCUUUUGUCAAGUAAAAAGCAUAUACUCCAGUUGAUAGAACACGAAGCAAUUGAAGUAAAGAACAAGUUUCCUACUCCUAGGCGUUCGUUCUUGGAGGACACUGAUAGUGGUCAACUUGAAGAAAUUGAUGUCAUACCCAACGAAGAAAUGCUACUGGCAAUUAGUGAGAAGGGAUAUGCCAAGCGAAUGAAGCCUAACACAUUCAAUCUUCAACAUCGUGGAACUAUUGGUAAAUCGGUUGGCAAAUUGAGAGUGAAUGACACGAUGUCCGAUUUUCUUGUUUGUCAUGCCCAUGACCAUGUCCUAUAUUUCAGUGAUAAGGGAAUUGUGUACUCAGCUCGGGCAUAUAAGAUUCCAGAAUGUAGUAGGGCUGCUGCUGGCACACCACUAGUCCAGAUCUUGUCCUUAUCGGAGGGUGAGAGAAUAACUUCUGUUAUUCCUGUGAGCGAGUUUUCUGAAGAUCAGUAUCUUCUAAUGCUUACUGCAAAGGGGUACAUCAAGAAAGUGUCUUUGAACUUUUUCCCAUCAAUCAGGUCAACAGGGAUUAUAGCGAUCCAAUUGGUUCCUGGUGAUGAACUGAAAUGGGUCCGUCUUUGCUCGAAUGAUGACCUCGUAGCCAUGGCUUCACAGAAUGGGAUGGUGAUUCUGAGUUUUUGUGACAUUAUUCGAGCUCUUGGAAGAAAUACCAGAGGUUCAAUUGCAAUGAGGUUAAAAGAAGGGGAUAAAAUGGCGUGCGUGGACAUAAUACCAGCAAUCAUGUGGAAGUUGGAGAGCGGUUCAGAAGUUGGUCAGGGCCGGGGCAAGCGCAUGAAAGGUCCAUGGUUGUUGUUUGUGUCGGAGAGUGGUUUCGGAAAGCGAGUUCCUCUCAGUAGCUUUCGCAUGUCACCUUUGAAUCGGGUUGGUUUAAUAGGUUACAAGUUUUCAUCUGAAGAUCGCUUGGCAGCAGUAUUUGCAGUUGGGUUUACGUUGGCUGAUGAUGGUGAGAGUGACGAAGAAGUGGUACUCGUGAGCCAGAGCGGCACAGUGAACCGAAUAAAAGUUCGGGAUGUUUCUAUACAGUCACGUUAUGCAAGGGGAGUUAUUUUGAUGAGGCUGGAGCACACUGGAAAGAUACAAUCUGCUUCUUUGAUAUCAGCCACUGAAAGUGAGGCAGAGGAAGAUGACGCUGUCCCUGCGGUUUCAGAUGCAGCUGUUGUAUAGUGACAACAACUUAGUACUUAUGUAUUUAUAUUCCCCUUUUAACCUUGAUACUAGGAUUUUAUAUUGUAGUGUGGGACGUUCACCGAAAGAGAGAUAGUAGUAUCGGAAAAGAAAUUUUCGGGAGGCGGGAAAGUGGUGAAAGCCGAGUCAACUAACCCCAAUGUAGACAUCAGUGGGUAAUUUUUGUGUAUUCAAUUUGAAGAUGAGGCUUUUAUUUAACCCGACCAGCCUAGUGAAAGACGGCAUAGUCGAAACUUUUUUUUUUUACUGCAUGAACGCUAAGUGUGGAAGAAUAGAUCCCUCUUUUCAGGUUGGUUAUAGUUCUCUCUUUUAGAACAUCGA